Vicia villosa (hairy vetch) is the source of this 1815-nucleotide messenger RNA. RefSeq lists its product as uncharacterized. The transcript is spliced from 4 exons. Bases 1 to 1815 code for a protein of 604 amino acids. Gene Ontology annotation, molecular function: DNA-binding transcription factor activity, RNA polymerase II-specific. Lineage: Eukaryota; Viridiplantae; Streptophyta; Magnoliopsida; Fabales; Fabaceae. The record is from RefSeq and is a predicted model, not a curated record.
AUGACCCGUUGUGGUGUGGAUCCUCCUUUGAUGAAAUGCGACGUAAAUCAGACAUACGUGGAUACAACAUAUGCUUUUGUAACUGGUCAAACAUUUGCUACAAGAGAAGAGGCGAUAAGUUGGAUUAGGGAGGUUGGAAUCAGGAAUAAAGUGACAGUUAUAAUAACUCGUUCAGAUACCAAAACAGACAAGAGAGGAAGAAGUGACAAAUUAAUAUUUGGUUGUGAUAAAGGUGGAAAAUACAAAAAAAAAAUAGAAAGCGAAACCCAAAGUGCCAGUAAGAGAUGUGGUUGUCCUUUCAAAAUUAGGUCAACACCGUCGAAAGAUUGUUCUGGAUGGAAGAUCGAUGUAAAAUGCGGAGUACACAACUACGGCUUACCUGAUAGAUUUGAAGGUCAUGCUUUCGUAAGUCGACUAAAUACAGAUGAUAAGCAACAUAUUGUUGAUUUGAAAAAAUGCCAUGUUCCACCAAGACACAUAUUAUUGUCAUUGCAAGAGCGUGACCCGGAGAAUGUCACUCGGAUCACGCAAAUAUACAAACAUAAGAGUAAGAUACAACAAGACAUAAGGGGUCCCAGAACAGAAAUGCAACAAUUGCUCAAAUUGGUUGAAGAAUCAGGUUAUGUUUACUGGAGCAAGAAAAAGGAUGAGUCAGAAGUUGUGAGAGAUAUUUUCUGGGCUCAUCCAGAAUCAACAAAGACCUUUUGUUGGGUAUUGGAUAAGUUGAAACAGUUGUUUAUUAAGCAGGAUUUUUGUCCUCAAGUAAUCUUGACUGAUAGAGAUCUUGCUUUAAUGAAAGCCAUUGAAACAGUAUUUCCAAAGACAACUAAUUUGCUUUUCCGAUUUCACAUCAACAAAAAUGUGAAAUCAAAGUGUAAGGAGUAUGUUGUGGAUAAUAUGCGAGAAACUGUGGAGAAAAUGUGGGUGGAGUCUGCGCAUUGGAAACUUAAGCAAAUGUUAGAGAAUAGCUUAGGUGAUUUAUGCAAAUGUUGGGAGGCUAUGAAUGACAAUAUCAAGAAACAAGUGGGCAACAUUAGAGCUUCAUUUCAGAAGAGUUUUUAUGAAGUUGAGCAUGCACACACUAGUCCUUUUUAUUCAAAUUUGCGUGGUUCAGUAUCAAGAGCUGCAUUGAGGCAGAUUGCUGAAGAGUGGUUGAGGAUUGACAUGGUAGGUACAGAUACGCAAAAGUGCGGAUGUACUCAUAGAAAGGUAUAUGGGUUACCAUGUGCUUGUGAGUUAGGGAGAUAUACAUUGAGUGGUGAUGCGAUACCAAUUGAGGCUAUUCAUAUUCAUUGGAGAAAACUAAGUAUGGAAGGUAAUCAAGAUGUAGAUGCAGAUGAUGGAUCAGAAAUAGACAUGACCAAUGCAAUCGAUGAAAUUUGGAAAAGAUGGAGGUCACUAGAUGUUGUCGGAAAAAGAGCAUUAAAAAGCAGAGUGUGUGAGAUUGCUUAUACGACUACAACAAAGAUGUGUCCACCGCCUGAAAAAAUUAAAACCAAAGGAGGGGUUAAGAAGAAAGAGAAGAGACAUGUGGGAUAUGAUGUUUAUCGUGAUCCUUCGGGAUAUGAGUAUGUUGAUCAAGCACAUUCGAGUUCUCGAAAAUAUUCAAAGAGGUUAUGUUCACAACUAUCCCAAACCUCAAAAAAUAAAGAAUUUGAUAAAUACAUUGUACAAUUUCCAGAUUACAUCAGACCAUUUAUUGAUGACAUUGUUGAUGUAAGAGAUUAUGGAAAUUGUGGGUUUAGAGCCAUUACAUCUUUCCAUGGUUAUGGCACAGAUGGAUGGUCAAUGGUUCGUCGGGAUUUGGAGAAAUAA